This is a messenger RNA of Silurus meridionalis, 779 nucleotides long. Its product is annotated as dolichyl-diphosphooligosaccharide--protein glycosyltransferase subunit dad1-like. Gene Ontology annotation, biological process: protein N-linked glycosylation. Lineage: Eukaryota; Metazoa; Chordata; Actinopteri; Siluriformes; Siluridae. Bases 220 to 561 code for a protein of 113 amino acids. Gene Ontology annotation, cellular component: membrane; oligosaccharyltransferase complex. The transcript is spliced from 3 exons. The record is from RefSeq and is a predicted model, not a curated record.
GAUCACUCACUCUAGCACGCAAUUUCUUGGCUGGGUCCUAAAUGGUUUAAUCAGAUAGUGCACGUUGAGUGUUUCUUGGUGUUUAUAGGGAGUGGCCUAAAUGUUACUUGCUAGGUAGUGCGCGAGAUUAGGGAGGACGGUUUUAUUUGGGACACAGCCACUUAUUUACCUGCCUCCUACCUGUUGAAGGUGCGAAGCGGCGCUUUAGACGCAGGAGCCAUGGCUGUUUCGGUGUUUUCGGUUCUGUCGCGGUUUUUGACGGAAUACUCAAGUAGCACUUCUCUGAAACUCAAAGUAAUAGAUGCGUAUUUGCUGUACAUGUUAUUGACAGGAGCUUUUCAGUUCCUGUAUUGCACGCUGGUAGGGACUUUCCCGUUUAACAGCUUUUUGGCCGGCUUCAUUUCCUGUGUUGGGUCGUUUAUUCUUGCAGUGUGCCUGCGCAUCCAGGUCAAUCCACAAAACAAAGGACACUUCGUUUAUGUGUCACCAGAAAGAGCUUUUGCUGACUUCCUGUUUGCACACACCAUCCUCCAUCUCGUGGUGGUUAAUUAUAUUGGAUGAAUGAAGCUCAGCAUUUCAGCUGGUGCUUCUUCUGGCAGGUGUGGAGGUGACCAAUUCUUUUCUAUGGACUACAGCACUUGCUAUGAAAAUGCACACUUGAAUAUGUUUAAUAUUGUUGUUUUUACUGCCUUAUGCUUGUGCAUCUCAGGAAUGAAGUUUUUUACCUUUUGAAAAGCUGUUAUAUUGGCAAAACAAGGAAUAAAAUUUUAUAAAAUCUA